AUGGCAUCUGUACAUACGGAGCAAGAUUUAUCCGAGGUCAUGCCCUCCAUCAAGCAUGUGAGAUCGGGAACCGAACAAGAGGCACCUAUUGGUUGGUGGGAAGCUUUCGUAAAAUUACCGGUUCCAACAAACAAUAGUUGCUUUAUGUGUCGAAGUGUGUUGUUUCCUUUGAAAUAUAUUCUCAAGAGCUCAAUUUUAGACGAAGCAUGUGUCAUAAUCGAGUCACUUGGCCAAGAUUUAUCCGAGGUUUAUUUAUUAAAUUGCACCAAAUUUAAUUUAAGCCAAGCCAACCUCCCCCCACGUAUGUCGAUGUGGGAGUCUGACGGAGUUAUCGACGCAGCCGAUUGCGGGGAUCGGUCUUCCAGCAUCUCUCCUGUUGAAAUGGUCCCCACAGAUGCGGUAGAAACCGAUUUUGAUCCCUUCGGCACAGACACGGAAGAAAAGUUCAUUUCCAUUCUCAAAACCAUUGUACCCUCUUUUAGGGAAUUUGACUAUCCCCACACAUACGACAGCAUCAAAAAUCUGGAUUUUUCCUUCCAUGAAUAUCAGCCAAGUGUUGACAGUGAGGAUGAAUAUCAUAAUCUUCUCCUCAAACUAUACUCCAUCAACAAAUCGAUGCAAGAGCGGCUUUUGAUAAUUUUUUCCAACAUCCAACAAAACCUCAAAAAGAUCUCUGAACAUCAGGUAGCCAUUCUUUUUAACCUUAGAAUCAUUUAUCCUCAUUUGCCCGACUCUGUCAAAUUGCUUCGACGACAUAUUGUUGAUGAAUCAUCUGUAUUCGCUGUAUCCACGGCACGUCAAAGCGAUGCGGUGGACCCCUUUGCAAAGAGUUGCCCUGUCGCGGGCCAUUCAAACGCAAAACCAACAAUUACUUUUGGAUACCAUUUAUGA
This is a messenger RNA of Mitosporidium daphniae, 891 nucleotides long. RefSeq lists its product as uncharacterized. The transcript is spliced from 2 exons. NCBI's taxonomy places the organism in Eukaryota, Fungi, Microsporidia. Bases 1 to 891 code for a protein of 296 amino acids. The record is from RefSeq and is a predicted model, not a curated record.